Messenger RNA from Owenia fusiformis, 2346 nucleotides. Lineage: Eukaryota; Metazoa; Annelida; Polychaeta; Sabellida; Oweniidae. The record is from the annotation of a GenBank genome assembly.
AAUUGAAACAAUCUAUUUCAAAAAGUUUAUUUAUGCAUUUGAAUUUUUGAAACUGCGUUACCUUGACAUGACCUACUUAUAGAAAGUUGAUCAGUCGAGAAAGUUGAAAAUGGGAGAUAACAACUUCAAAACAUUAUUUGACGAGUUAGGGAUGACUCCCGAGCCCACGGAAACAGAUCAAUGUAGUCUGACAAUGGGAGCCCCUGGAGAUUCAUGUCUCAAAGAAUGUCAACUUAUUAUGCAGAAGGCUGCAGCUAAAAGGCUUGAAGAGUCAGAUGCAAUGUAUUUGUUUCAAUAUGGCCCUGCUUCUGGAGAUGGUCCAUUCAAGAAGGCUCUUGCCACUUUUCUGUCAACUGAAUAUAAGGACACAGUAAAAGAAUCCAGCCUCUAUCUCACAACAGGAGCAAGUCAGGGACUUUAUUUGACAGCCAGUCUGUUGUUCAACACGGGUGACACAGUAUUUAUUGAGGAUCCUACUUACUUCAUUGCCAUCAAUCUACUGAGGGAUGAUCUUGGCCUUAAUGUUGUCCCAGUGCCAACAGAUGAUAAGGGAUUACUAGUAGAUGAAUUUGAGAAACUGUUGGAGCUCCAUCUAUCUUCAUCCACUAAUGCCAUGACAAGCCCCAAAAUGUUUCGGAGUAUGCUGUACUUUAUUCCAACAUACAAUAAUCCAAAAGGAGGAUGUUUGCCUCCUGAUAGGUGUGAGAAAUUAGUUGCCUUGGCUAGGAAGUUUAACACUUUGUUGUUCUGUGAUGAUGUCUACAACAUAUUGUACUAUGAAGAUACCAUACCACCAAGAUUCCUCACUUAUGACAAAGAAACGGAUCCUGACUUUCAAGGGCACGUGUUAUCCUGUGGAACCUUCUCCAAGCUGUUUGGACCAGGUGUGAGGUUGGGAUGGAUUGAAGCUUCAAACAGGAUCAUCAACCUUUUUGUAAAAAGCUCAUACAGCGACAGUGGUGGCUCAAAGAACCAUUUGGUAUCUGGUCUGAUGACUACAGUGUUGACUGAGGGACUUCAAGCAGCCCAUAUAGACAAAUUGAGGAAGAAAUAUGGCAGUCGUUUGGCUGCAGUGAUUGCCCUCUUAAAGGAGAAACUCCCCAAGACUGUUGUUGUGUCUGAGCCCAAGGGAGGAUACUUCAUUUGGAUAGAGCUCCCUCUCUGGUGUGACGCUGUCCAGUUGGUCUUGAUGGCAAAAGAACAGUAUAAUGUGACAUUUCUUCCUGGGACAAGGUGCACUCCAACUGGUAAAUAUGGCAACUGCAUCAGGAUAUCAUUUUCAUAUUAUGAACUGGAACCAUUGCUGGAAGGAGUCAAGAGAUUAUGCCGGGCUGUUUGUCAGUAUAUGACUGCCAAUGAGCCUAUGAAUAAUGGCAGUAUUGAACCAGUUCAACAAGAGGACAAUGUCAGUGAACCUACAAAAUCUACCCCUGCACAGAGGCUGAUUGAAGCACUAGGGUUAGAACCCCAUACAGUGGCUGGCAAUCUAAAGUUAAAAUACACAUCUAAACUAAAGUUAGGAUUCAUCGCUAAAAGGAAUAAACAAUCCAGUACAGAACAGGAUAAAAGUUUGGACUUACCUGCUGCUAGCUCCAUCUAUAUGUUGCUCCAAGGGGAGGAAUAUCUCUCCUGGCACACCAUAGCUGCAGAUGAACUGCUCUUCUUCCAUGAAGGUUCUCCCAUAAAAGUACAUCAGAUCAGCGCUUGUGGUGACUACACAUGUAUCAACCUGGGUCGCCCUUUAGAUGGCCACAACUACCAGGUACAAAUACCUCAGCGCUGUUGGUAUGCCAUUGAAUUAGCCCAGAAACAUGAUGGGGCUUAUGGUCUUUACAGUGAAGUUAUAAGCCCAGGUUUCCAUCCUGAUCUAUAUGAGAGUGGGAGCAAAGAGGAAUUGAUUGAAAAGUUCCCCCAACAUGCCAAGAUAAUUACCAGGCUUAGUGAAAAGUAGGACAACAUGAGCAACACUCCUUGCUGAUCUGCUUACAAAUGGAGAAAUUUAUAUAGCACUACCUGCAAAAUAGCAUGGCCUCAUGUACACUCUAUACAUAGAAAAUGAUUCUUUAAUAUAGCCCCUAUAUCUAAUCAUAGUAUGUUACACUAUAAUCAAAAGAAUGUGGAAGCUACAUGUAUAGUGGUCAUGAACUUAUCAUUAAAGCACCAUCCCUAAUAGAGUAAUGGUGUUAUGAUCUUAGGCAGUGGAAAUGUUUAGAGUAUUUUCAAGAAGUACAACAGAAGAUACAAAAACAGCCAUUUUAUUGUAAUAAAGAUGUAGGUGUAGUUUUAUUUUGUCACCAGUGAAUGUUAUUAGUAUUCCCUCAUCUGCCAUACACAUAAUAGACAAAA